CUCCGCCCCCCAGCUCUCCUUUAAUUCUCCCAUCGACCCUUCAAAUCGCCUGGGCUCUGCAAGCUAGGCUUCCUCUUCCUUUUCUUUCUUUAUUCCUUCCCUUGGAUGAAUUAAUCCAAUUCUUCUCCUCCUUCCUCUUUGUCGUCUGCCGUCGUCACCAUGAGUUCCCUCCGUUUCCUUGACUUGGUCAAGCCGUUCGUGCCGUUCCUCCCAGAGGUUCAGCAGCCGGAGACCAAGAUCCCCUUCAAUCAGAAGCUGAUGUGGACCGCCCUUACGCUCCUCAUCUUCCUGGUCAUGAGCCAGAUGCCCCUUUACGGCAUCGUCUCCUCCGACAACUCGGACCCUCUAUACUGGCUGCGAAUGGUCAUUGCGAGUAACCGUGGAACCCUGAUGGAACUGGGUAUUACCCCCAUCAUCUCCUCAGGCAUGGUCUUCCAGCUCCUCGCCGGUACCCACAUGAUCGAUGUCAACCUCGACCUCAAGUCGGACCGCGAGCUCUACCAGACCGCCCAGAAACUCCUUGCCUUCAUCCUGUCCGCUGGUACCGCCACCGUCUACGUCUUCAGCGGCCUCUACGGUCCUCCUUCCGACCUCGGUGCCGGUAUCGUCUUCCUCCUGAUCCUCCAGCUGGUUGUCGCCGGUAUGAUUGUCAUUCUCCUCGAUGAGCUCCUCCAGAAGGGUUACGGCCUUGGCAGUGGUAUCUCUCUGUUCAUUGCCACCAACAUCUGCGAGUCCAUCAUGUGGAAGGCUUUCUCUCCCACCACCAUCAACACUGGCCGUGGUCCCGAGUUUGAGGGUGCCGUCAUUGCCCUCUUCCACCUCCUCAUGACCUGGCCCAACAAGCAGCGCGCUCUCCAGGAGGCUUUCUACCGCCAGAACCUCCCCAACAUCAUGAACCUUCUGGCCACCCUCGCCGUCUUCGCCGCUGUCAUCUACCUCCAGGGCUUCCGCGUCGAGAUCCCCGUCAAGUCCUCGCGCCAGCGUGGUGCUCGUGGCUCGUACCCCGUCCGCCUGUUCUACACCUCCAACAUGCCCAUCAUGCUGCAGUCCGCUCUUUCUUCCAACAUCUUCCUUAUCAGCCAGAUGCUCUACUCUCGCUUCUCUGAGAACCUCCUUGUCCGUCUCUUCGGUGUCUGGGAGGCCAAGGACGGUUCCUCGCAGCUCCACGCCGUUUCCGGUCUUGUCUACUACAUGUCUCCCCCUCAGAACCUGAAGGAGGCUCUCCUCGACCCCAUCCACAUGAGCGCCUACAUUGUCUACAUGCUCGGUGCCUGCGCCCUCUUCUCCAAGACCUGGAUUGAAGUUUCCGGCUCCAGCCCCCGUGACGUUGCCAAGCAGCUCAAGGACCAGGGUCUUGUCAUGGCUGGUCACCGUGACCAGAGCAUGUACAAGGAGCUGAAGCGCAUCAUCCCCACUGCCGCUGCCUUUGGCGGUGCCUGCAUUGGUGCGCUCUCGGUCUCCAGCGACCUUAUGGGAGCCCUGGGCUCCGGUACCGGUACUCUCCUUGCUGUCACUAUCAUCUACGGUUACUUCGAAAUCGCCGCCAAGGAAGGAGAUCUUUCCGGCAUGAAGGGCAUGAUUAUGGGCUAAUCUCAGCCACUAUGAAGCCAAUGGAGGGCACGAUUGAUUCAGCCUUGGCAUUGGCGCCUGCUUCAGACAGGCGAAUGUGUAUUAACAGAAAAGAGGAAGAGAAAGAAAAUAGUUAUACAUGGUUUUUUGUUUCCUUUUUACAACCACGAGCCAGAGGAGUCGGGAGAGUGAGGUCAACUUGGAUUGGAAAUGGCAUUGGGACGGCGAUCAAGGGAUGUCGUGUCAAGAUUAAAACCACACAUGUCUAAAUAUCUGUCAUUAUGGGUUUCUUCGGAGGGGGUGGCCAUGUAUGUCAAAGGCCACGCGUUGGUGGUGGACAAGGAGGCCCAUUGUACCUAACUCGAAUGAUCUAUGAAUGACAAACUUAAUGCUACAAUGCGUACGAGUUUCGUCA
Messenger RNA from Fusarium vanettenii 77-13-4, 1984 nucleotides. RefSeq lists its product as uncharacterized. The record is from RefSeq and is a predicted model, not a curated record. Gene Ontology annotation, cellular component: Sec61 translocon complex; membrane. Gene Ontology annotation, molecular function: signal sequence receptor activity; ribosome binding; transmembrane protein transporter activity. Bases 160 to 1590 code for a protein of 476 amino acids. NCBI's taxonomy places the organism in Eukaryota, Fungi, Ascomycota, Sordariomycetes, Hypocreales, Nectriaceae. Gene Ontology annotation, biological process: post-translational protein targeting to membrane, translocation; SRP-dependent cotranslational protein targeting to membrane, translocation. The transcript is spliced from 3 exons.